AACAAAAACCUGAACACAAGAAUGACUCAAACACUACACACUGAAAAAGAAGAAGAAAAAGAUAUGAGGGGUCUAACAACAUCUUUACAAUCAAAGCAUUGGCAUCCAACAGCCCAAAACAACCUCAAAAAAUCAGAAAGCAACAAUCUUUACAAUUACCCAUUUCAAUUUAAUGUCAACAAUAACAACAACCCUUUAUCAAGAAAAGUAAAACCCAUAUCUUGUUUUGCUUCAGAAAACCCAAAUCAACCAAUCUUGAAAGAAUCAAAGCCACCACUAGUAGUAGUUGGAUCAGCCAAUGCAGACAUAUAUGUAGAAAUUGACAGAUUACCAAAAGAAGGGGAAACAAUCUCAGCCAAAACUGGUCAAACAUUGGCAGGUGGAAAAGGUGCAAAUCAAGCUGUUUGUGGUGGAAAACUUUCAUACCCAACUUUCUUUAUUGGUCAAGUUGGUGAAGAUGCACAUGGGAAGUUGAUUACUGAAGCAUUAGAGAAUGGUGGGGUGUAUUUGGAUUACCUCACUACUGUUUCUAAUGCUCCUACUGGACAUGCUGUGGUAAUGCUUCAGUCUGAUGGGCAGAAUUCAAUUAUUAUUGUUGGUGGUGCUAACAUGUCUUGUUGGCCUGAAAAUUUAUCUGAUGAGGAUUUGGAGAUUGUGAGGAAUGCAGGGAUUGUAUUGCUCCAAAGGGAAAUCCCAGAUUUUGUUAACAUUCAAGUUGCAAAGGCUGCCAGGAAUGCACAUGUUCCAGUUAUUCUAGAUGCUGGUGGCGUGGAUUCUCCAAUCCCUCUAGAGCUUCUUUGUUUUGUCGACAUUUUGAGCCCAAAUGAAACCGAGCUGGCUCGCAUAACAAAAAUGCCAACAGAAAGUUUCGACCAAAUCAGCAAGGCGGUGGAGAAGUGCUAUGAAAUGGGAGUUAACGAAGUUCUUGUUAAGCUUGGGUCCAAUGGAUCUGCUCUUUUCACCAAAGGAGAGGAACCCUUGCGGCAGCCCAUUAUAAAAGCUGCAAAAGUCGUUGAUACAACUGGAGCUGGUGACACUUUUACAUCUGCUUUUGCAGUGGCCUUGGUUGAGGGGAAAUCCAAAAAGGAAUGUUUGAGAUUUGCGGCUGCAGCAGCUUCUCUAUGUGUUCAAGUGAAGGGAGCAAUCCCAAGCAUGCCCGAGAAGAAAGCAGUUUUCAAUCUUCUCCAGUCAGUUUGAAGACUUUGAGUUUCCUUUAUCGAGAUCCUUGUACAUAAAAAUAAGAGUUUCUCAGGUUAAUGAGUUGAAGUUCCGGGCUUUUUAUUUUCACGUACAAGUGAGCAAUUACUAUCUUUGUGUCUCAUUCACUUUUCCGUUUUCAUUUGUUCUUUCCUGUAGUAAACAAUUUACACUUCUCCUUUUUUAAACCGCCAUACUGGUGCAUCUGAGAUGUAAUUCAGGACUACUAUGGAGCACUGAUAACUUUGGGAAGGAGCACUAAUCUGCAUAUUUUGGCUGCUGAUGCGUAAUCUGAUACUGCUUUGAAAUGCUUAUUCUACCUUUUGUAAAAAACAAAAGAAAAGAAAACUUGUGGUGUAGUAUCCUUUUCCAUGAGUAACUUUAGGUAGCCGGUUAGCAUAGCUGUGUCCUCUGUGCCAAGGAACUAACCAAGCAGAGGGCAUAGUGUUUAUUACUUGAGUUUUCAUUACUGAUUGGUGCUGGAAAGAAUGUCAGCUUUGACAAAAUUUGAGUGACGUUUGACUGCUUUUGAGGGUUUAAAUGAGCUUGAUCUUGUUCCUGACUGAUUUUGCUAAUA
Messenger RNA from Nicotiana attenuata, 1774 nucleotides. Its product is annotated as ribokinase. The coding region runs from base 22 to 1197 and encodes 391 amino acids. NCBI's taxonomy places the organism in Eukaryota, Viridiplantae, Streptophyta, Magnoliopsida, Solanales, Solanaceae. Gene Ontology annotation, biological process: D-ribose metabolic process. The record is from RefSeq and is a predicted model, not a curated record. Gene Ontology annotation, molecular function: ribokinase activity. The transcript is spliced from 5 exons.